AGCCCAGAGCCCGCGGCGGGCGCGGCGCCGAACCUGGACCUGGGCGAGCUGCGCUCCCUUGCCUGUGACGCCCUCCUGCAGGAGAGUUUCUACCAGCAUAAGAAGCGGCCGUUUCUCUACCGUGAUCACGAUCACACUCCCGGCCCGUUCCUUACACAGCUCGUUUCCAGCCUCUCCAGUUCCCUCUGCGGUCGCAACCCGCUGUUGACGGCUUCCUCCCCCGAUAUAAAACCUGAAGUUAACUAUUACUGGCAUCAUGGUGAGGAGGUGGUUGUUCACGGAUAUCGAAAAGGCAGAGUUGAUCCUGUGCGAUUUCAGAUAGAUGAUAAACCACACCUCCAGAUCCGCAUACCAAAGCAACUUCCAGAGAUUGUACCACUGGAGUCAGAUCUUGGAGAUGUUCCUGUUAUUAAUCACAAACCAUCCAAACUGCCGUUGUUCAAAAAGCAGUAUGAAAACAAGGUUUUCAUAGGAUCAAAGGUGGCAGAUCGAUGCUGUUAUGGACACACCCAGUUUCAUCUUAUUCCUGAUAAAUUGAAACGGGAGAGGUUUGUAAGAGCACGUCUUGAGGAUCAGAUUGAAGUUGUUUAUCGAGCUAAUGGUAUUGCAAGUCUCUUUGCUUGGACAGCAGCACAAGCAAUGUAUCAAGGAUUCUGGAGUGAAGCAGAUGUGACCCGUCCGUUUGUAUCCCAAGCAGUAGUGACUGAUGGCAAAUACUUUGCUUUCUUUUGUUACCAGUUAAAUACUUUAGCACUAAGUGUAGAAACUAUUCAGAACAACCCUCGGAAGAAUAUCUGCUGGGGUACAGACAGUAAGCCAUUGUACGAUGUUGUGGAAGAUGGUAAUGUGAAAGGCUUUAAUGAUGAAGUUCUGCUUCACUUGGUUCGUUUUCUGUUAAACAGACCAAAAGAGGUGUAAAUCAUGAACAAUAAAAUAUUUCUGUUUAUGUGCCUGAACUUCAUUGUAACGCCAUGAAGUAUGGGCUAGAAUAUACCUUGUUUGUGGUCAACUAUUUGUCUAGCAAAAACUAUAUACAAUUUUUAUGAUAUCUGGGUUUUAUUUUAA
Messenger RNA from Merops nubicus (carmine bee-eater), 1065 nucleotides. RefSeq names its product mitochondrial ribosomal protein S30 (gene MRPS30). The transcript has 5 exons. Gene Ontology annotation, molecular function: structural constituent of ribosome. NCBI's taxonomy places the organism in Eukaryota, Metazoa, Chordata, Aves, Coraciiformes, Meropidae. The annotation marks the transcript as partial. The record is from RefSeq and is a predicted model, not a curated record. Gene Ontology annotation, cellular component: mitochondrion; ribosome; mitochondrial large ribosomal subunit. Gene Ontology annotation, biological process: translation.